Molecule: messenger RNA, 1329 nt
Organism: Rotaria sp. Silwood2
Lineage: Eukaryota; Metazoa; Rotifera; Eurotatoria; Philodinida; Philodinidae
Source: the annotation of a GenBank genome assembly
AUGGCUGCUAUUGUCAAUCGUGUCACAAAUCUUGUACCUAAGCUUGCACUUCCUGCGGCACGUUAUGGACAAUCAAAGUUAACUCGUUUCUGGUAUUUUGCUCGUGUUGAAUUACGUCCACCUAUGCCAAAUGAAUUCGGUCAAAUUCAACAAAGUAUUCAACGAAUAGUUCAAUCAGCUUCAACAGGUGCUUGGCGUCAUUUGACUGUUAAACAAUUAACCUUAAAUACACUCGUUGGUCUUGAAGUUAUGUUUUGGUUUUAUAUUGGUGAAUGCAUUGGUCGUGGUAGUAUUAUUGGUUAUCGACCUGGACGAAGUGAAGGCAUCCCAGCUCCAUAUAAAUACUUCAUAUGUACAAUAAUUAGUGAAAUGAAUGAAACAUUUAUGGUACGAACUAAAGUAAAUGAUAGUAAUGGUUUAGCGACCGACAAAAUUCAAAUUCAAUUACAAUCAAAAUUAAGUAAUGAACAAAAUUCUACAAAUCAAACAUCACGACAAAAAACACUACCAUUGGAACUUGUGAUUCUACCAAAAAGUGAACAUGAUAUUAUGUUUCCAAAUGUAAUUGAUCUUAAUGUUGGUGGUUUUUAUUAUACAACUAGUUUAUCGACAUUACGUAAAUAUGAAGAUUCAAUGUUAGCAGUUAUGUUUAGUGGACGAUAUAAUCUAGUUCGAGAUAAAACUGGACGUAUAUUUAUUGAUCGUGAUGGACGUUUUUUUGGUCAUAUUUUAAAUUAUAUUCGUUGUAAUCAAAUGCCAACAGAAUCGAUUGCAUUAGAUGUAUUACAUGAAGCAGAAUUUUUCUGUAUUAGUUCUUUAAUAGCUAAACUUGAAAAUUCAAGUCCAUGUGUUAUAUCAUUACGUCGACGAGAAUCAUUUCGUCGUCUUAUACCUGAUUAUGAACAUAUGAAAAUGGAUAUUAUUAAUAAAUCAAUUGAAAAACGUUCAGCAUUUCAUGAAUCACGUGUUGUUAUAACACAACUUGAUCAUACUAAAUUAAAAGGAACAAUACCUUGUUAUAAUUGUAGUCGAGAAUUUGUCACAGUUAAUCAUGCUUGUGCUUUUGAUGGUCUUACAGCUGAUUUACAAAUUCAACAACAAUUAAAACCGAUUCAAUCAGAUAUAAGUAUUGAUAUGGAUAAACUUAUUGCAUUUGUUGUUGAUGAAUUAGUUCAUGAUGGUUUUAAAGCAACAGCUGAACGCGUUACAUGUCGUUUUAGUGUUCGUUGUCAAAGUUGUACUCUUAGCGGUUUAUAUACAGCCGGUGGAAUAUUAGCACCAAGAGAAUGUCAAAAUAUUGCUCAUGUUAUUAAAUUUAUCUGGUCAUAA